AUGUCCACUGCUGCCUGGGUUCUGACUGGCCAGAAUGGGAUCGACAGUCUGGAAUUUGUCGCCGACUUCCCUAUCCCGGCCGUCAAGGAGGAUGAGGUGCUGGUCAAGAUCUGUGCGGCGUCUCUGAAUUACCGGGAGCUCUUGGUUUCCAAGGGCGGCCCCGGAUUGGCCCUGGGCAAAGACCGGAUCGUGCCUGGAUCGGACGGGGCCGGAAUCGUCCAAGCCGUGGGAUCGAAAGUGACGGGCUUCAGCGUGGGCGACCGGGUGUGCACGCAUCUGACCUACAAACUGCCCGCCGAGCAACAGCCGCGCUUCCUGGACAUCAGCGCCGGCAUCGGCAACGGCCAGGACGGCACCCUGCGCGAGUCCGGCGUCUUCCACCAGUCGUCGCUGGUCCAGAUGCCCGCCAACCUGACCUUCCUGGAGGCCGCGACGCUGUCGUGCUCCGGGCUGACCGCCUGGAACGCCCUGUUCGGCCUGCCCGGGCGGGGGGCCGCCCCGGGGACGACGGUGCUGGUCCAGGGCACCGGCGGCGUGUCCAUUGCGGCCCUGCAGCUGGCGGCCGCCGCGGGCGCGACCGUCAUCGCCACGACGAGCACCGCGGCCAAGGCGGCACGCCUGCAGGCCCUCGGGGCGGCGCAUGUGCUAAACUACCGCGAGACGGCCGACUGGGGGGCCCAGGCCAAGGCCCUGACGCCCGGGGCCCGCGGCGUGGACAUCGUCGUCGACAUGGGCGGCAUGUCGACCCUGGGGCAGUCCAUCAAGGCCGUCUGCACCGACGGCCUCAUCGUCACCACGGGCAUCCUGGGCCCUGUCCCCGAGGGCGAGGCCCCGCCCUCCCUGCUCGACCCCCUGUUCAACUCCUUCAUUGCCCGCGGCUUCUUCCUCGGCUCGCGGGCGCAGUUUGACGAGAUGAACCGCUUCAUCGAGCAGCACGACAUCAAGCCUAUUCUGGAUGAGAAGAUCUUUGAUAUCGCCUCCGUCAAGGACGCCUAUCUCUACCUAAAGGACUGGAAGCAUUUCUCCAAGAUUGGCAUUAAAUUUAGCGAUUAG
Molecule: messenger RNA, 1053 nt
Organism: Penicilliopsis zonata CBS 506.65
Lineage: Eukaryota; Fungi; Ascomycota; Eurotiomycetes; Eurotiales; Aspergillaceae
Exons: 2
Coding region: 1-1053 (350 amino acids)
Molecular function (GO): oxidoreductase activity
Source: RefSeq, a predicted model, not a curated record